This is a messenger RNA of Aspergillus welwitschiae, 1315 nucleotides long. RefSeq lists its product as uncharacterized. The annotation marks the transcript as partial. The record is from RefSeq and is a predicted model, not a curated record. NCBI's taxonomy places the organism in Eukaryota, Fungi, Ascomycota, Eurotiomycetes, Eurotiales, Aspergillaceae. The transcript has a single exon.
GCGAGUAUCCUGAAUCAGAGCCAAGCCAGUGCUUAACCGAGCUUAUCCAUUACAUUAGCCCCAGCAUAAAUUGCUUGCGCUGGCCUCCAACCGAGGUUGGGUCCAAGCCUCCCGAGACCCAGGCGUGCCGAUAUCCGAUCUCACCACUCCCGGGAUUUUGAACAUGGACGCAACACAAGCAAAACUGGGUAUCAGAUAAUGCCAGGCUCGUAUGUAGUAUGGAAUGUCUUUUUCAGUAUACGGCAUGGAGUCCUUUUAUAUAUAUAAAUUCAUAGCUAAAAGCAUGUUUUGUCAGGUUUUUGGUGAGUGGCAACUCGGAGUUCCAACAGCAGAGUGGGUCGGGAUGCCACACGGAAUGCUCCGUUUUUUUAGCGUCUUUUCUUUAGUCUGUGGUUUCAGCGCAGGCGAUAGAAUUUUAGUGAUAAAUGAGUGGUCGGCCGCAUUCAUUCUGCUUAUCGGUGUUAUUUUGUUCACUGGCUUGCCAUGUGCACUGUCGUUCGUUGUUGAUACCCUUUUAAUAUUCCUGGCUGUGCCAGGCCAUAUCCCUCAUGAGAAACACGCUUCAAAAAGCUUCACCAAACUAAAGUAAUAGAAAAGAUUCCCAUUAAGCCAUCUACCAAAUGGAGGACGCCCUCACCAAAGGCCCGCUCCCACCAGGGGUAUACCGGUCCAAAAUCCCCUUCUGGCGCCUCCUCACCGACCAAGCAGCCAUCACACAAGAAGUCCUGGAAUACGACUUCCCCGGCAACGGGACCGAAGAUGACCCGUACGUGGUAUCUUGGAUCCCGAACGACAACCGCAACCCGAUGCUCUUCGGCCUGGGCCGCAAAGUCGCCAUCACUCUCAUCGUAGCUUCCUGCACGCUGACUGUCUCCCUCACCUCCUCUGUAUACAGCGGCAGCGUCAGCGAAAUCACUGCUUACUUCAACGUCAGUGAUGAAGUCGCGACAAUCGGCCUUUCCCUUUUCGUUCUCGGCUUCGCCGUCGGUCCCCUCCUCUGGGCCCCCUUCAGCGAAGUCUUCGGCCGCCAACUCCCCUUCUUCUUCAGCUGCAUGGGCAUGGCCGCGUUCUCAGCCGGCUGCGCCGGCGCCCAGAACAUCUGGACGCUGUGCAUUCUGCGGUUCUUCGCCGGCGCGUUCGGCUCCGCUCCUUUCACGAACGCAGGCGGUACCAUCUCCGAUAUGUUCACGGCGCGCCAGCGCGGUCUAGCACUAAGUUUGUACGCCGCUGCGCCAUUCCUCGGCCCCGCGAUCGGACCCAUCAUCGGUGGGUUUCUGGGCAUGCGCGCUGGAUGGCGCUGGGUGGAGGGGUUCCU